Molecule: messenger RNA, 2189 nt
Organism: Striga asiatica
Lineage: Eukaryota; Viridiplantae; Streptophyta; Magnoliopsida; Lamiales; Orobanchaceae
Source: the annotation of a GenBank genome assembly
AUGGAUUGGCCCAUGAACUCGAUCAACCCGCUCUCCAGCCUCUCCCUCCUCGCAUGCCUCCUCCUCCUCGGCCUACUCUUCCUCCGCCCCAAGCCCGCCGGCAAGACACCUCCCGGGCCCAGGGGCAUCCCCAUCCUCGGUAACCUCCUCCAGCUGGGCGACCUUCCCCACCAGUCCAUGCACCGUUGGCGGGGGCCCCACGGCCCCGUCCUCUGGCUCAAGCUCGGCUCCGUCGAGACAAUGGUCGUCCAGAGCUCGACAGCCGCUGCAGAGCUAUUCAAGAAGCACGACCUCGCCUUCGCCGAUCGCAAGGUCCCCGACGUGAUCACCGCCUUCGACUUCAGCAGCGGGUCCCUCAGCAUGAGCCAGCUCGGGCCCUACUGGCGGGCCCUACGCCGCCUCUGCUCCGCGGAGUUCCUCGUCAGCAGGCGCGUGAACGAGACCGCCGGCCUCCGACACCGCCUCUGCCACGAAAUGGAGCGGUGGAUCCUCGAGGAGUCUGCCCGCGGAGGGACGGGGGCUGUCCAGCUCAGCCGGUUUCUGUUCCUGAUGGCGUUUAACUUAAUGGGGAAUAUGAUGCUGUCGAGGGACCUGCUAGAUGCCAAGGAUCCCGAGUUGAGGCAGUUCUUCGACUGCGUGAACCGGGGGUUGGAGCUUCAGGGGACACCCAACAUAGCCGACUACUUGCCGUGGCUGAAGUGGAUGGACCCGGCCCGAAUGAAACGGGAGAUGAAGAGGCAUAUGAUUGUCGUGAUGCGAAUAACAUCCAGGUUCAUCCAGGAGAGGCUGGACGAGCGCAAGGCGGGGAAAGUCCGGGAUAGGAAGGAUUUUCUGGAUGUUCUGCUCGAGUACGAGGCGGACGAGAAGGACAGGCCAGAUAGGAUUACCGAGAAGAAUAUCAACAUCGUUCUCACGGUGAGUGUAAUGGUCCCUCCUGAUCACGAAAUGUUGUCAGCGGGAUCCGAGACCACAAGCAUCAGUAUCGAGUGGGGAUUAGCGGAGCUCCUGAGAAGCCCGCACACGUUCAAGAAGGUCCGGGAAGAGCUGGACCGGGUCGUGGGCGUGGAUCGGCGGGUCGAGGAGAAGGAUAUCGAGAACAUGCCUUACCUGCAAGCAGUCGUUAAGGAGGCCUUCCGCCUCCACCCAGCGGCGCCACUGCUUCUCCCCAGGAAUACCAAAGAGGACACCAACUACAUGGGCUACCAUAUCCCUAAAGGCACUCAGGUGUUUGUCAAUGUGUGGGCCAUUGGGCGCGACCCGGAGGUCUGGCCCGACCCACUCGAGUUCAGGCCCGAGAGGUUCCUGGGGUCCAACAUUGAGUACAAUGGGCAGCACUUUGAGUUGAUUCCUUUUGGGUCGGGCCGGAGGAUCUGCGUCGGGUACCAGCUGGCCCGACGGACGGUCCACCUGGCAAUGGCAACCCUGGUUCAGUCGUUCGAUUGGGAUCUCGGGCCAGGCAUCAAGCCCGAGGACAUUGACAGGGAGGAACGGUUGGGGUUGACACUUAGGAAGAAGAAUCCACUGUUUGUGAUCCCGACUAAGCGCAUAAAUUGUUGAAGUAAAUAAAUUGUUUGUCAUUCAGACUAAGCACAUACAUAUUUGUAUGUAUAUAUAUAAUUAUAUAUAUUCAUACACACAUAAAUGUACUGCUCCAUAUUUUUGUGCUAUUUGGCAGUGUACCUGUGUAAUUGAUAUAUUUAGUGCUACAUAUGUUAUUGCAUCAUCACUAUACAUAUAAUAUCUGAUUGCCAUGACAUGCUAAAAACAUAGUAUUGUAGAAACAGAGUUUUUUGUACUGCUUGGGACUUGGGAGUAUCAUUUGGUGUGUAAUCAAUGUAAUUAUUCCUUCAAGGUUGCCUGUAAAUAUGGAAUCUGGGUCAGGCCAUCCUCUUGAACUCUCCAGCUAUGGGCCUUUUUCACCGAGUUUGGGUGGUGGAGUACUUCAGCCAUUCCCCAUUUUAUGUUGUUGCAUAUGUUGUGAACAUACCCCAAGUAAGCCCCCAUUAACGAUGAAGUUCCAGAUGACCAAGCGAGCCCAAUAAUACAACCGGACCUUUACUGGAUCAACCAAAAGCCCGAAGGAUAGGUCUGUCGAUCGCCUAUGGGCAACAAUCAGAUCAACAUAAUGUCAAUCCUUCGUUGUGAAUUAAGAUGCCAAAGGGAAUGUGAAUGAAAAAUAUACCAUCCGU